Messenger RNA from Phanerochaete carnosa HHB-10118-sp, 483 nucleotides. RefSeq lists its product as uncharacterized. Gene Ontology annotation, molecular function: zinc ion transmembrane transporter activity. Gene Ontology annotation, biological process: zinc ion transmembrane transport. Gene Ontology annotation, cellular component: plasma membrane. The transcript is spliced from 2 exons. The coding region runs from base 1 to 483 and encodes 160 amino acids. The record is from RefSeq and is a predicted model, not a curated record. Lineage: Eukaryota; Fungi; Basidiomycota; Agaricomycetes; Polyporales; Phanerochaetaceae.
AUGCUGCAACUUGGGAUCAUGCUGCACUCGCUUGUCAUCGGCCUGACCCUGUCCAUCACGCGAGGCCCUGAGUUCGCAACGCUCGUCACCGCGAUCCUCUUCCACCAGCUUUUUGAGGGCCUCUCGCUCGGCAUCCGGAUAGCAGGCCUGCCCGAAUCGCCAACGCAGGGCGCGUUCAGGCGGCUGCCAGGGCAUAUACUCAAGCCGCUGCUCUCAACGAUGUUCGCGCUGACGACGCCGGCCGGGAUCGGCAUCGGGCUCGUCGCGUUCGCGGAGCACGGCGCAGCCGAACGCGUGCGGCGCGUGCAGGGCUUCAUGAGCGCGAUGAGCGCGGGCAUGCUCGUGUACGCCGCGUGCGUCGAGAUGCUCGCGGGCGACUUUGUCAUGGACGCGAUGAUGUGGCGGAGCAGCCUCCGCCGGCAAGUCCUCGCGCUCUUCGCGCUCUUCAUGGGGGUAUGCGCGAUGUCAUUCAUUGGUGAAUAG